Didymodactylos carnosus is the source of this 1392-nucleotide messenger RNA. Lineage: Eukaryota; Metazoa; Rotifera; Eurotatoria; Philodinida; Philodinidae. The record is from the annotation of a GenBank genome assembly.
AUGGCUCUGCCUUCAUUGCCAGUGGAAAUAAUUGCUGAUGCGUAUCAACUAUUGUUUGCUGAAUGUGAAAAACAUCCAGAUUUAAAAGAUUUUGUGCUUUAUUCUCAUAAUGAACGGAUGAUAACAUUUAAACCGUUAACAUGGUGUAUUAGUGAUGGUCGUACAACUAUCGUACUUGAAGUACUGGCAUUGGCUGUACCUGCAUUACAAGCUGCAGUGAAUUCUACUUCUGCCUUAUCAAAUAAGACGGCGCGACAAUUUGGUGGUGGAAUCGCGGGACCAGCCGUGCCGCCAUUUGGUGUUCCAGUUGGCGGUGGAGUUGUGGUUGGACCUUCUUCAGAUAUGCUGGAAUCAAUGUUCACGGGUGGUUCUGACAAUUGUCUCAGCGGCGAUGGUUUAGUUCAAAUGGCACCAACAGCCGAGUAUAAAAGGGUGGAACAACUGAAAUCCGGCGAUAUUGUCCUGGCAAUGAGUCGAACAAACAAAAUAACAGAAUCAGAAAUCAUUAUGAUUUCUCAUAGUUCAGCUGAUGAAUACACGUUAUUUACUCGUAUUGAAACUGAAAAUGGUGAAACGAUCAGUUUAACACCACGACAUCUCGUUCCAAUAAUGACCAAAGAUGGUGCUCCGUCAUUUAUUUAUGCUGAAAGAGUAACACCAAACGAUUACGUUUAUGUUCGCGAUCAUUUGAACAAUCACGAAUUGAUGUGUGUUAAAGUGGUAGCAUCUGUUUAUGCUUCGAUCAAUAAUCAUCAUUUAGCUCAUAUAGGUAUGGCUCCAAUGAGAUGGUAUUAUUCAGUUGUAAAAUUUCUUUCAGCAAAAGCAGAGCCAUUUUCACCAAGUACAAAUGGUAAUCUACAUUGGCUCCAUGAGUUACCGUUUCACUUAGGGAAAACUUUUACACCACAAAUAUACUCUCAUUAAAAAGUUACAAAAUCAAAAAGUGUUAAUCAGGAAUAUUUAUUUAAUCAAUAACGUUAUGCUUUUUCUUCUUAUCUUGUAAAUCGUUUCCACUUCACAAAAUAAAAAUAAAUGCUUUUGGUCAGACAAACAAAGAACCGACAAGUACAAGUAUACAAGUGAAAGUAAAAGUGCUUGCACUUUCAAAAUAAUACUUCUACUUUCAGUACAUCUUAAGUACUUCAAGUACUUUUUUGACUCUUACAGGGUGUUGCAAAAGUACGCACGGCCAAAAGCCUCGAAUAUUUUGGUCAUUUCUUAACUAAACUAUUUAGAUAGCCUUACUAGAUUCAGUUUCUCCCUGUUCCAAUGGAAAACCAUAGCUUUAAAAACACAUUACCGUUUUUUAUUGAGUACACUUUUGAUCUGGUCAACUAUUAAAUUACAUUGAAUUAAAUAUAUGAAACCGUUGACCAAAGAAGAAUGGUAUGU